This is a messenger RNA of Ananas comosus (pineapple), 4208 nucleotides long. Its product is annotated as coatomer subunit alpha-3-like. Gene Ontology annotation, biological process: intra-Golgi vesicle-mediated transport; intracellular protein transport; retrograde vesicle-mediated transport, Golgi to endoplasmic reticulum. Gene Ontology annotation, molecular function: structural molecule activity; protein binding. The transcript is spliced from 4 exons. NCBI's taxonomy places the organism in Eukaryota, Viridiplantae, Streptophyta, Magnoliopsida, Poales, Bromeliaceae. Gene Ontology annotation, cellular component: COPI vesicle coat. The record is from RefSeq and is a predicted model, not a curated record. The coding region runs from base 265 to 3924 and encodes 1219 amino acids.
AAUGCAUAGAAGAAGUAAGAAUUUAGAAACCCCAACAUUUUAUUACUCGAGAGAGAGAGAGAGUAACGCGCGAUCUCCUCGUCGUCGUUGUGGUGGUGUUGUGGCGAUCCCAUCGCCUCUUCCGAAUCCGUCCACGGCGUAGAUCUCCUCUUCUUCGUCGUCUCGGACGCGCCAGAUCCGACGCCGGAUCCUGAGGGUUUGUUGUAGUCGCCAGCGUGGGAGGAGGGUGACGGAGGAGGAGGAGGAGGAGGAGGAGGGGAGGAGAUGUUGACGAAGUUCGAGACGAAGAGCAACCGGGUGAAGGGGCUCAGCUUCCACAGCAAGCGACCGUGGAUCCUCGCGAGCCUCCACAGCGGCGUGAUCCAGCUAUGGGACUACCGGAUGGGAACCCUAAUCGACCGCUUCGACGAGCACGACGGGCCCGUGCGCGGCGUCCAUUUCCACAAGACGCAGCCCCUCUUCGUCUCUGGAGGAGAUGACUACAAGAUCAAGGUCUGGAACUAUAAGACCCACCGGUGCCUUUUUACGCUUCUUGGCCACCUCGAUUACAUCCGCACUGUGCAAUUCCAUGACGAAUACCCGUGGAUAGUUAGUGCAAGUGAUGAUCAAACAAUUAGGAUCUGGAAUUGGCAAUCUCGAACUUGCAUCUCAGUACUAACUGGCCACAAUCACUAUGUCAUGUGUGCUUCUUUCCAUCCAAAGGAGGACUUGGUCGUCUCUGCUUCCUUGGAUCAAACUGUUAGGGUUUGGGAUAUUGGGGCUUUAAGAAAAAAGACGGUUUCGCCAGCUGAUGAUAUGUUGAAAUUGAGCCAAAUGAAUGCUGAUUUGUUUGGGGGAGUUGAUGUGGUUGUUAAAUAUGUACUGGAAGGUCACGAUCGUGGCGUCAAUUGGGCUUCUUUCCACCCCACCUUGCCUCUUAUUGUAUCUGGAGCUGAUGACCGGCAAGUGAAGUUGUGGCGCAUGAAUGAUACGAAGGCUUGGGAAGUGGACACACUGCGUGGCCACAUGAAUAAUGUGUCCUGUGUAAUGUUCCACGCUAAGCAAGAUAUCAUCGUAUCCAAUUCUGAAGACAAAUCCAUCCGCAUAUGGGAUGCAACAAAACGAACAGGUAUACAAACUUUCCGCCGCGAACAUGACCGUUUCUGGAUUCUUGCUGCCCACCCUGAAAUGAACCUUCUUGCUGCCGGUCACGACAGCGGCAUGAUCGUAUUUAAAUUGGAAAGAGAGCGCCCUGCUUUUUCGUUGAGUGGUGAUACUUUAUAUUAUGUAAAAGAUCGGUUCUUGAGGGUAUAUGAGUUUUCAACUCAAAAGGACACACAAGUGGUUCCUAUAAGAAGGCCUGGGUCGGUCUGCUUGAACCAGGCACCGAGGACAUUGUCAUACAGCCCUACAGAAAAUGCUGUUUUAAUCUGUUCUGAUGUUGAUGGAGGAUCAUAUGAGCUCUAUAUUGUACCUAAAGAAGCUGCGGGAAGAGCUGAUUAUAUCCAAGAAGCUAAAAAAGGAGCUGGUGCUUCAGCUGUGUUUGUAGCUCGAAAUAGGUUUGCUGUUCUCGAAAAGAGCAAUAAUCAAGUGUUGGUGAAAAAUUUAAAGAAUGAAAUUGUGAAGAAGAGUGCACUUCCCUUUGCGACCGAUGCAAUUUUUUAUGCUGGAACAGGAAGCUUGCUGUGUAGGGCGGAGGAUAGGGUGUUAAUUUUUGAUCUUCAGCAAAGAAUGGUUCUUGGUGAACUUCAGACACCAGCAGUCAAGUAUGUAGUUUGGUCCAGUGAUAUGGAAUCUGUUGCUCUUUUGAGCAAACAUGCUAUAGUUAUUACUAAUAAGAAAUUAGUACACCGGUGCACACUUCAUGAGACUAUUCGAGUUAAAAGUGGUGCCUGGGAUGAAAAUGGUGUCUUUAUUUACACAACCUUAAACCAUAUCAAGUAUUGCCUUCCUAAUGGGGACAGUGGGAUCAUAAAAACUCUAGAUGUCCCUAUUUACCUAACUAGGGUCUCUGGGAAUGUUAUCUAUUGCCUGGAUCGAGAUGGGAAGAGUAGGGUUAUCUCAAUUGAUGCUUCGGAGUACAUUUUCAAGCUUGCCCUUCUAAGGAAAAGAUAUGAUCAUGUGAUGGGUAUGAUAAAGAACUCUCAACUAUGUGGACAGGCUGUUAUUGCUUAUCUUCAACAGAAAGGGUUUCCUGAAGUGGCUCUCCAUUUCGUCAAAGACGAGAGGACUCGAUUCAAUCUGGCUGUUGAAAGUGGUAAUAUACAGAUUGCCGUUGCUUCUGCAAAAGAAAUAGAUGAGAAGGACUAUUGGUACAGGCUUGGUAUUGAGGCUCUAAGGCAGGGGAACACUAGCAUUGUGGAAUAUGCUUAUCAAAGGACAAAGAACUUUGAGAGACUAUCUUUCUUGUAUCUUGUGACCGGUAACAUGGAUAAGCUAUCCAAGAUGCUUAAGAUAGCGGAGAUUAAGAAUGAUGUAAUGGGUCAGUUUCACAAUGCCAUGUAUUUGGGUGAUAUUCGCGAACGGGUUAAAAUCUUGGAAAAUGUUGGUCAUUUGCCUCUUGCUUAUGUCACUGCUGCCACUCACAGGCUUAAUGAAGAAGCCGAGCGGCUUAAAGCUGAAUUGGGUGAUAAUGUCCCCUCUAUACCUGAAGGAAAAACCUCUUCGCUUUUAAUGCCACCACUACCUCUCAUGUGUAGUGGGGAUUGGCCAUUACUAAGAGUGAUGCGUGGUAUUUUUGAAGGUGGAUUGGAUACUUUAGGAAGGGCGGGACAUGACGAAGAAGAAGAGGAAGCUGAUGGUGCUGAGUGGGGUGAUGCUGAACUGGAUAUUGCUGAUGUGGAAGGCAUGAUACAGAAUGGUGAUGUAACAGCAGAAGCCGAUGAGGAUGAAGUGAACGAAGAGAAUGAUGAGGAAGGAGGAUGGGAUCUAGAGGAUUUGGAAUUACCGCCUGAGCUAGAAACACCAAAAGCUUCUGCUAAUUCUCGUUCUACUUUGUUCGUGGCCCCCACACCUGGCAUGCCUGUGAGCCAAAUCUGGACCCAGAAAUCCUCCUUGGCAGGUGAGCAUGCUGCUGCUGGAAAUUACGACACUGCCAUGCGCUUACUUAGCCGCCAAUUGGGUAUUAAGAAUUUUGCCCCUUUGAAACCACUAUUUUUGGAUCUAUACACGGGCAGCCACACAUACCUUCAAGCUUUUGCUACUGCUCCAGUUUUCUCUCUUCCUGUUGAAAAAGGAUGGACUGAAUCUGCUAGCCCUAAUGUUAGGAACCCGCCAGCACUUGUGUUCAAAUUCUCACAAAUGGACGAAAAGCUUAAGUUAGCUUAUCGAGCCACCACUGAGGGAAAAUUUCCAGAGGCUCUUAGGCAGUUCCUUAAUAUUUUACACACUAUGCCACUCAUUGUGGUGGAUUCAAGAAGGGAAGUUGAUGAAGUGAAGGAAUUGAUUGAGAUAGCGCGAGAAUAUGUUCUUGGAUUGAAGAUUGAAGUGAAAAGAAAGGAAAUCAAAGACAAUGUGGUCAGGCAACAAGAGUUGGCAGCUUAUUUCACCAAUUGUAAGCUUCAAAAGAUUCAUAUGAGGCUCGUUCUUACGAGUGCUAUGACCAUAUGCUUCAAAGGAGGGAAUUAUGCGACUGCAGCUAAUUUCGCGAGAAUGCUUCUAGAGAAUAGUCCGAGUGAGGCCCAAGCGAAGAAGGCAAGGCAGGUGCUUCAGGCUUGUGGAGAUAAGAAAGAUGCUAAUCAGCUCAAUUACGAUUAUAGAAAUCCCUUUGUUGUUUGUGGGGCUACUUUCGUUCCAAUCUACCGCGGCCAAAAGGACAUUUCCUGCCCAUAUUGUGGGUCCCGCUUCAUGCCAGCCAUUGAGGGGCAAAUCUGCACUGUUUGUGAGCUGGCGGUGGUGGGUGCUGAUGCGUCGGGUCUUCUCUGUUCCCCUUCCCAGUCAAGAUAGUCGUGAGGAGGUACUCAUUUUAUCUCAUGAUCCAUCUUUCCUUUUAUUGAUAAUUAGGAUAAAGACUAUUAUGUUAUAUCUUGUUCCGUACCUUAAUGAUUGUGUGGUUAAAGGUAAAGCAAUAAUAAGAAUAGGAAAUGUUAUAGUUGGGUGUUUUUUGCUCGGUUUAUUUUUGGCGCCUAUUAAAUGUAGGGUUUCGGUUAAUUCUUGCAGAUCUUUUUGUCACAUGAGACAGUGUAAGAGAUUCUAUUUGCUUCAGAAUUCGCAGUUUUAUAUUUAUUUAU